AAAAACUUGCCUGAGUAGUCAUUACUUACUUGAGGCUUACUUUAGCCCCAGGUACGUUGUUCAUCACAUUCUCUCACCCAUCCCUUGCUUGCUUCAGCCUGUACCUGAUCAUUUACUGUUGAUUGCAUCCUUUAACCUGACCUAAAGUACUAUAAAAACCCUGUGCGCUCACUUCUUCAGGACAUUCUGAAAUAGAACUUCAAGUGAACCGAAAGGCAAUUUGAAUAUUAUUUAUCGCAAAGAAAAAAAGUCAUAGCUAAAGGCAGAGAUGGGGAAUAAACAACGGAACACCGCUAAAGGCACAAUCGCUUACAACCACUUUAUGUAUCUGGAGGAAUUGCGACGUCCAGCGAAACAGCCAUUGCGUCAGAGUCAGUCGAAAAUGGAGUUGACGUUGUGUCUUCUUAGAACAAAUUUGAGGAACCUAUCCAACUUUAAUACGACAGAAUUGACGGAGCUCAAUCAGUUGUUGGUGCUUAAAGAAGAUUUGCGCAAGGAUAUCCAGAAUAAGACGGUUGUCAAGAAACAGAAAAAAUCGAAAGAUCGCUGGUAUUUAGAUAUUUUCCGUUCUGUUCGACGAUCUAUUGAAAUUCUGAUGCUUGAUAUUUCUACACAAAGGAACGAUCUCGAUUCAUCAGACCUUCUCGAUCAUUUGCUAAAUGUAAUAUCAAUUUUACAUGCCUUAUAUCUGAGCGGCAGUUGUUUGUUUUCUCAGUCCACCUAUAGACGGUUAUUGCGUCAGUUGUUUCAAUCUGUCAAACGAAUAUUAAAUGCGUUCACAUUUUCAGCUUGCUCUCUCAUAUCUGUCUUCUCCUUGCCUUCAGAUUGCUGUUGCUCUUCUAAUGGCGAUUAUUCUUUGUCUACUUUUCAAUACAUGUAAUUUUAUAUUCUAAGCCAUCAUUCAUAUAACCAAAUAUAACCAUCGCUUGUUGUGUGUGAUUAAAUAAAAUAAAAUAUAUAAAUAAAUAUUCAAAUACAUGCCUUAGUGUAAGUUAUCAAAUGCAAAUUAUAGAGUAUCAGUAGAGAAGCCCUCAGUGGCUAAAGUUUAGUUUAUAAGUGAAAUAAUUAUUUGUAAUUACUACUCUUUGCAAUAAAUUAAUAAAAAAAAAAAUUGGAUUCAUGUUUAUAUAUACAUUAGGGUGGGUAAAUUCGUUUGGAACUAUGUAUUUUUUUAGCAUCGUUCCAAAUUUUUAAGAAAAGUUUCAUAUAAUUAAGCCAUUUCAUCUUUUUACAAUAUUUUUCAUGCUAAUUUGUUUCGUUAAUGUUUUUAAUUUUUAAUCAAAAUAUGUCUAACAAGAGCACCGAGAGAUGAGUAACUCCCAAAACACGCAGGCUAAGAGGCCACUGUAUUCAAAGCCCUGGAAAGUAAAAGGAUAGAUAGUCACAGAGGAAA
Messenger RNA from Anastrepha ludens (Mexican fruit fly), 1393 nucleotides. RefSeq lists its product as uncharacterized. Lineage: Eukaryota; Metazoa; Arthropoda; Insecta; Diptera; Tephritidae. The transcript has 2 exons. The coding region runs from base 269 to 880 and encodes 203 amino acids. The record is from RefSeq and is a predicted model, not a curated record.